Molecule: messenger RNA, 2509 nt
Organism: Lutra lutra (Eurasian river otter)
Lineage: Eukaryota; Metazoa; Chordata; Mammalia; Carnivora; Mustelidae
Gene: CNPPD1
Product: cyclin Pas1/PHO80 domain containing 1
Exons: 9
Coding region: 588-1823 (411 amino acids)
Biological process (GO): regulation of cyclin-dependent protein serine/threonine kinase activity
Cellular component (GO): nucleus; cyclin-dependent protein kinase holoenzyme complex
Molecular function (GO): cyclin-dependent protein serine/threonine kinase regulator activity; protein kinase binding
Source: RefSeq, a predicted model, not a curated record
AACGUAUCAGGUGCUUUAUGAUCCCUUGUGAUCAUUUAAUUUCUGCAGUAACCCCACAAAAUACGUAAUUGGGUGUAGAAUUCAAACUAGUGAAAGGAAGGUAUACAGCAAAGUUUCUCUGCCACCUUGACCACAGUGCACCCACUGUUUUUUUCUGUAUUCUUUAUGAUGUUUUGUAUGUACAUUGUUCUGUGUGUGUACCUUUUUCAAAACAUUCAGCAGCCACUCAUCUUGCAUUUUGGCUUUAUUAUUAUCUGCUUUGCUACGAAAGGGUCAGCCGGGCUCGUUCAUCCUCGCAUGGUUCUCCGGGAAUUGUUCCUGUUACCCAGACGAGGACACGCUGGGGCUUAGCUCUGGGACUCGCCCGGGCUCGGGGCGACCAGGAGGAAGACGAGCCCAGCUCGUCCGUGGGGGUCGGUGCUGGCGGCUGGGCCCAGCAGGGGGGCAGGAAGUGCCGGGCGCUGAGUCUCCGGCGACACCCCCGCGGCUAGUAAACGCGAGGCCGACGCGCGGCGGGUUAGACUCGCUGCACGCGCCUCGCAGCCGGGUCUACUCCGCACUGGGUGAGGGCGGCGAGUGGCGGCGCGAUGGACCUGGCCGGGCUACUGCUGGACGAAGAAGGCACCUUUUCCCUCACCGGCUUCCAGGACUUCACGUUCCUCCCCGGGCACCAGAAACUGAGUGCUCGGAUCCGAAGGAGACUGUACUAUGGCUGGGACUGGGAAGCUGACUGCAGCUUGGAGGAACUCUCCAGCCCUGUGGCAGACAUUGCCGUGGAACUGCUCCAGAAGGCGGCCCCCAGCCCGAUUCGCCGACUCCAGAAGAAAUACGUAGCUCAUGUGUCCCGGGAGGCGUGCAUCUCCCCUUGUGCUAUGAUGCUUGCCCUGGUGUACAUCGAGCGGCUCCGGCAUCGAAACCCCGACUACCUACAGCACGUGUCAUCUUCUGACUUGUUCCUGAUCUCCAUGAUGGUGGCCAGUAAGUACCUCUAUGACGAAGGGGAGGAGGAGGAGGUAUUCAACGAUGAAUGGGGAGCUGCAGGGGGUGUGGCGGUGCCCACUCUCAAUGCCCUGGAGCGGGGCUUUCUGAGUGCCAUGGAUUGGCGUCUCUACACUGACCCUCGGGAGAUCUUUGAGGUGCUGAGCUGGCUGGAGAGCUGUGUGGCUGCGCAGCAGGGGCGGCGGCGGGGCUGGUACACCUACACAGACCUGUGUGUGCUGCUGGAGCAGCCGGCCUGGCAGUUGGCCCUGGGCUCCCUCUGCCAGCACCUGGCAAAGCUGUCCUGCCUGUUGGCCAUGGCAUAUGUGAGCAGUGUGGCCUUGGCAGUGGCCUCAGUGGCCGUAAUUCACCAGUCCUUGGGCCUGUCCUGCAGCCCCUCACCAGGCCCUCCAGACCUUGGACUGGCCUCCAGGAGCCUCUUGGAACCCUGCACACCUUCUUCCGUGCCGCAGUGCCUGCCAUGUCCUAUUAACAUCUCCAGUGGCCAAGAAGGUGACGCAGGGCUGCAUUCACUGUGGGGCAGUCUCCUGACCUCACUGACUCCUCCAUCAGUGCCUCCCCCAGACCCGCCUUCCCCUUCCGCUCUUCUCCAGAAUUGUCCCCUUUGCCGGAAGUUGCAGAGAGACUCCCCAAGCUGCCAUGCCUGCCACCACGUGAACCAUACAGUUCCCACUGGGCCCCCCAAAGCUGGGUACCACUCCCAUGGCCUGGCUCCACCCUGGCCCUGGAGCCCAGUGCCCCCGCUGCUCCCCCAGCCCCAGCAGUGUUCCCUCUUCAGUGUCAUGGAGCUAGCCCGUCUCAAGUCUUUCAUUUUCCCAGGCUAGGCAGGCCUCCAAGGAAUACAUUAAGAGGAUCUGGGAGUCCUUGAGAACCUGGAGGGACAAAGCUUGAUUUAGAUCCUCUCUGCCUCUCUGGGUCCUCGGCUGGUCCCUGUCCUUCUAGGUGAUGGAGCUUAAGGGGUUGUGGGGCAGAAAGACUGAAGGUCACUCACUCUCCUAGACCUCAGCGGCUGGCUGCUUGCCCAGGGUGGUGAGGGUACCAGGGGAAGCUUUAGCUUGGGGAUCAGGGCCAUGUCACAACCAGUCAGAGAAGCCCCCAUCUCUCUACCUCCCUGGGUUCUAGACUUGCUGUUGAGUUCCCUAGGAAGGAAGGGGAAAAUGGGGUGAGGGAGGGAGGGGAUGUUGACUGGCAGCCUGUGUGAUGUCCCUGAAGCAGGAGAGCCAGGGACGGAUAGGGCCAAGGUGGGAUCUGCCAAGGGAAGGCAGGGGGAGGUGGGAAACCCUCUCCACACCCAUCCCUUGGAUGUGGCCUAAAGGAACCAGGGACUACUGACAUCUUCAGCCUCACCCUUUUGUCUUCCAGCCUCUUCUUACUACCUUGCUCCUGGCCUUCACUCUCUUCCCGUUCUUCUCCUGGGUGUUCUUUUCACAGGCCACUCUGGCCACUGCUUUGUAUCUGGGUUUUUCACGCUUUUGUAGAACUGAGAUUUCAAUAAACAGUGUCAGUUGCA